Molecule: messenger RNA, 2446 nt
Organism: Cladophialophora immunda
Lineage: Eukaryota; Fungi; Ascomycota; Eurotiomycetes; Chaetothyriales; Herpotrichiellaceae
Exons: 4
Coding region: 622-2316 (564 amino acids)
Molecular function (GO): phosphatidylinositol binding; ubiquitin binding
Source: RefSeq, a predicted model, not a curated record
CCACGCUGUUCUGGCAAUGGAAAUGCCUGUGGUAGAUCGCGUCGCUCGGAAUCGGAAGACGGUUGCUGACGAAGAGGUUGUGCAAGCCCCAAGCUUCCAAGAAGCCAAAGUGCGCGGCUGACCGGGCAAAGAUUCUCAUUCAUUCUGCUCGUCUUAAGGCUGAGUCGUGGGUGCGAGAGUGGCAGAGAGACGCGGCCGGCAAAGCUUUCGCCAUCUUACAAGACCCCAGCAGACGCGAGAUGCAUCGCAGCCUCAAGUACUAAACCAUCUCUCUCAUCAGAUCUCACAUCUUCUCUGUCCCUUGCUUCAACUUCUCCACACAGCCUCCAGGCUUUCGAGAUUUGCUCCCGAGCUGCGGAAGACGAAACCCCGGCGCCGUGCAGUAGUUGCUUCUGCGGGAGAUCGGCCAUUUGUCCCUUGCCCGUGCUGCCCCAACCACUUCCUGCAUACCCAUAAUCCAGCCUGCAUAUUGGGCCACAAAAGCAUAAUACUUCACGCCGCCUGUUGCCGCACGCUGACCUACGAGUCCUCCAUCCUGUCGCAUCCCAUAUUCGCACACCGCAGUGCAGACCCGACGAGCGACGAGGAUCAAACGGUGGAAGUCAGAGGUCAACCGCCGCGAUGAAGAAGUUCCUGGGAAACAUCAAGAAGAAAAGCUCGAGUCCCGAGCGGAAUGGGAGCAGCACCACUUUUGUUCUGCCACAAGGCGACUCGCCCGAGGCUGUCGUGGUGCGCGAAGUCACAGCGUUCUGCGAAUCAGGCGCCCCCAAUUCUGAUACCGCCGGCGAAGAAUACCUCCACCUGCCAGCCAUUGUCGAUGCCGCCGAGUCGAGCCCUACGGCGGCGAAGGAGGCGGCUGCGACCAUUCGACGAUACCUGAGCAAAGAUCACUACCAAAGAGGAUUUGCGCAGUACAACGCCGUCAUGCUCACCCGCAUCCUGACCGACAAUCCCGCCCACGCCUUCACUCAAAACUUCGACCACAAGUUUGUCGCGACGGUGAAAGAGCUGCUGCGGGAAGGAAAGGACACCAGCGUGCAGCAGAUACUCAGGGAGACGUUGGACUACUUUGAAUUCGAGAAAGCGCCUGGAAAUGAUAGCCUUGGGCCGCUGAUGGAGAUGUGGAAGAAGGAGAAGGGAAAGCGAAACGCUCUUCGCCCUCAGCAGCACCAAACCCCUGGCGCCUACGCCGGCCAUUACCACCAGCAACAGUCUAGACGCCGGGACAUACUUCCACCCCCCGAAGAGUUGGCCGGACGGAUCGAAGAAGCAAAGACGACGGCUCGACUGCUUGUCCAGACUGUCCAGUCCACCCCUCAGGCGGAGUUGUUGGCGAAUGACCUGGUCAAAGAGUUUGCGGAUCGAGCUAAGACGAUGCAGAGGAGCAUCCAGUCAUACCUGAAUGCCCAGAAUCCGGCGCCAGACCCUGACACGACGCUCACACUGAUCGAGACGAAUGAUCAGCUGAACAUCGCCAUGUCGAAACAUCAGAGAGCGGUCCUGCAAGCUCGGAAAGCCACGGGGUUGGCAACACCUAGCCCUCAACCGCAACCAGAGCCUCAACAGAAUCCUAUGUUCGCGCCUCAGCAGCACGUCCCUGGUCAAAAUGUCUACGCUCAGACCUCUCAGCCUCAGUCAGUGCCGCCUGACCACGGACCGUUCUCUUCCUCACCUCCGCGUCGACAAAACACGAUCCCUACGCCGGUGAGUCCACUCCGGAGAGAGGAGGAAGAGCUAUAUGCGCCGCCGCCUGGGCCUCCUCCCAGCAAAGUAGGAGCACCGCCAAAUCCACCGCCACCAACGAACCAGAACCCCUAUGAUUUCUCCAAUGCCGCCGCCUUUUCCUCUGCCUACUCCGCGCCUGAUCAGCCUCCUCCUGUCCCGACCCGGGUCCGCCCACAAUCGCACGCCUAUUCAUCCAGUGCCGACUACGGGGUAGCCGAGAACCCAUUUGCCGACGACGGGUAUGGAGCUCCACCACCACAGCCGAGAUCGAAUGCGCUGUUUGACAGAGCUCAAAACACCCCCUCGCCCCAUCCUCCGCAGCAAUAUUCCGUGCACCAGUAUCCACAAGAGUUGCCGAGCGAUCGGCCUGGGCCUUACAGUGCAGGGUACCAACCAACGCCGAGCUACAUCCACCGACAAGAGUCAUCGGCAGAUCAUCUCACCAUGCAUGGAGGUACUCCGCCUUCUUCUGCGACGGCGCUGAAUGGGAGGUCAUCGUACCCGUCGGGCGGUGCCUACGGCAGCAACCCCGUGAGCCCCAUUGAUGAGACCCAGGGCGUGGGCCGAAGAAUGAAUGAUUUACAUAUAUGAAAGCGAGCGCCGAGUUGUGACGACGUUAAUGGGCUUUGGGCUAGAGAAUCAGGAUACAGAUACCCUUGCCUGCUGCUUUCCGAAUCUUUUAUGUAGAAUGACUGACAAUUGAUGCCGCAUGCUUUGUUGA